Molecule: messenger RNA, 964 nt
Organism: Daphnia carinata
Lineage: Eukaryota; Metazoa; Arthropoda; Branchiopoda; Diplostraca; Daphniidae
Product: venom allergen 5-like
Exons: 6
Coding region: 73-801 (242 amino acids)
Cellular component (GO): extracellular region
Source: RefSeq, a predicted model, not a curated record
CAGUUGCCUUCUGGUGAUCAUCUCUUCCUUACCUGUCUUCACGUUCUCCUAAAUAACGCAAAAAGUCCGAGCAUGUUGCGUUUUUCCGUAAUUUUCCUUUUGGUUAGCUCGGCCAUGUCUUUCGACUAUUGUACCAUAAGCGCCCAGAAUACUAUGUGCAAGUAUAAGCCAACAUCGUACGGAACUGCGUGUAUGAGGACCAUUCCGUUGAAUUUUACAGCUGCUGACAAAACUUUGAUCGUUAGCAUUCAUAACCAACUGCGUCGUCGAGUUGCUAAAGGACUGGAAACACGGGGAUCUCCCGGACCUCAACCAGCUGCUGCCAACAUGAGAGAAAUAACCUGGGAUGACGAAAUAGCUCUUAUGGCCCAGACUCACGCGCAGCAAUGCGUCUUCACUCACGAUGCCGAUCGAAAUGUUGCUCGCUUUAAAGUUGGUCAGAACUUGGCCAUCCAAUUUUCAACUAGAGAAAUGAAGACGGCUAACUGGACAAGUAUGAUCCAAAGCUGGUACAAUGAAGUAGCAAUCAUGAGGCAGUCUUACGUGACGUCCUUCCCUUCAAGCCCGGCAGGAGUGAUUGGUCACUACACCCAAAUGGUAUGGGCAACAACGUUCAAGAUUGGUUGCGGAAUUGUUUCGUAUUAUGACACCAACUUCCAACCACAAUAUCCCUACAAACUAUUUUACGUUUGCAAUUAUGCCAUUGCUGGAAAUUAUCUCUCUUCACCAGUGUACAAAUCUGGUACGGCUGCCACGGCUUGUCCAUCUCCCACCGUACCCAAAGAUGGACUUUGUGCGUGAAGAACCUAAAUCGUUUUGACGCUGAUCUUUAUUACGGAUGCUGGGGCAUUUUAAUGGAAAACAUUUCUCAUUGGGACAUUUAUAACAGGAUUUUAAUAGAACUUGAUUUAAGUCUCUUCGUUGUUACUCUUGUUUUUAUAUUUAAAUUUUUUUUUAGUCAUUU